This is a messenger RNA of Plasmodium relictum, 1950 nucleotides long. Its product is annotated as conserved Plasmodium protein, unknown function. Lineage: Eukaryota; Apicomplexa; Aconoidasida; Haemosporida; Plasmodiidae. The record is from RefSeq and is a predicted model, not a curated record. Bases 1 to 1950 code for a protein of 649 amino acids. The transcript has 2 exons.
AUGAAUAAUUUAACGAACGUAUAUAACUAUUCGAGUAAUGUUAUAAGUAGCCCUCGAACAUCAUCAAUGUUAAGUAUAUCUUCAUCUCAGAAUUUGAGCAAUAAUUAUAAAUUUUCCAAUUUUCAAAAUGAAACGAUAAAUUUAAUUUUAGAAAAUUGUGUCCAAGAUUGGUUCCCCUUUUUAAAAGAAGAAAAUGAUAAAAAUAAUAAUAUAGAAAAAGAUUAUAACUUAAAUAAUGAAAUUAUAAAACUGCAAAAUUUUUACAAGGGAGUAAAAUCAUCAGAAUUUCCUUUACAAAAAUUAUACAAAACAGAUAGAAGUAUUUCUAACCUAAAUGAAGAUUACGACGAUGAAGAUAUAUUUUACAAUAGUAAUAGUAUAUAUAUGAACAUCUUAAGUGAAAGUGAUAUAAAAAAUAACAAAAAUGAAAUUCCUUUUAACAAGUCAUUCAUUAAAGAUAAAGUAAAUGAAGACAAAAAUUACAAAAUAGAUACUAAUGAAGCAAAUGAUGUUAAUGAAAGUAAUUACUUUUAUGAUUGUAUAGCAGAACAAGUUAGUGAAAUUAAUAAUAAUUUUAAUUUACAUGAGAAAAAGAAUAAUAAAGAAAAUGAAAGAAAAGAAAAAAUUAAAUUGGAAAAACUUGAUAAAAUAAAAAAUGAGAUUAAAGAAAAAAAAAAAUUAAGUCUUCAAAAAUUUAAAAAAGAAAAUGAAGAAAACAAAAAUUAUGAAGAAAUUAAAAAAGAUUCAAAAAAAGAAGAAAAGGAAGAACAAAAGCAACAGCAACAUUUAUUAAUAUUACAACAUAAAGAAGAAGCAGAAAGAAAAAACAAAAAAAAAGUAAUGGAAAAAGAAAAAAGUGAAGAUGAAAAUGAAAAAUAUGAAAUAGAAGAAGGAAAUUUAUAUAAUAAUAUUAGUAGUAACAUAUGUAUAGUUAAUGAUCCUAAAAAAAACAAAAGUAUAGUAGAAAAAACUAGUAGUAAAGAUAACAUAAGCAGGAUUGACAAUGAAAAAAAUAUGGAAAAUAAUUAUUCUACUGAAAAAUAUAAAUUAAUGAAUGCAAGAAAAGAUAUGAAUACUAAUGAAUAUAAAGAAAGUUAUAAAAAUAUAAAUAAUAAUCCAAUAAAUAAAGAAAAAAUUCAAUACAUGGAGUACGAUAAAAGAAGCAUAAACUCUAUUAUUGAAGAAAUAAAAAGUGAAGAAUCAAAGGAAAAAAAUAUUACAAUGGAAUCAUAUGGGAAUAUUUAUUUAAGCAUUUGUAUGAAUGUUUUAAAAAAAGAUUUAGAUUAUUUUUUUUCUCCAUGCCAAUUAAAAAAUGAGAAGCUUUUGUAUGAAAAAAAAAAAAUUAAAGAAAUUUUAAAGCUUUAUGAUAAAUUAUUUUAUAAUCAUUUUAAAUUUAUUCCAAAUAAAUUUUACAAAGAAACAUUAAGACCAAUUUAUUCGUAUUAUCAAAAUUUAAAAUGUAAUAUAGAGGGGAAUACUUCUAAUAAUUCUUUUGAUUUGAAAUCAGGAAAAUCUUCAUCAUUUAAUAAAGAUAAUGAAAUUCAGACAAAAGUGAAUAAUAAAGAAUAUGAUGAUAUAAAAAGUAUUCAAAAAAAAAUCUCCAAUGAAUAUUCAAAUUUAGGUAGUUUUUCAAAUAUAAUAAAUGAUUCUAACAUUAAAAAAAUAUUACUAGAUGUUGAUGGGAAUAAAGAUAUUAGCCAUUUAGAAAAGGAUUAUAAAUAUAUAUUUAAAGAUUUAGUGAAACUAAAAAGUUUAUUAUUAAAAAAAAGGCAUUACAAAAACAUUUUAUUUAAUUAUCAAAGAAAUUUCGUUCAUAUUAAUAAUAGAUGCGUUAAAACAUAUAGAGAUAUUUAUCCUGUAGAGAAAGAAUAUAAAAUAUAUACUCAAAUAAAAAAAGAGACAAUAGAAGUAAUAAAUAAUAUUAAUGCAAAUUAUAAAAAAUAUUAUUGA